This is a messenger RNA of Lonchura striata (white-rumped munia), 1652 nucleotides long. The record is from RefSeq and is a predicted model, not a curated record. NCBI's taxonomy places the organism in Eukaryota, Metazoa, Chordata, Aves, Passeriformes, Estrildidae.
AUGGCCGAGGGCAGGAGCGGCAGCGCCGGGCUCUUCGCCAGGCAGGUCCAGAAGCACUUCAGCCGCGCCCAGGAGAAGGUUUUGCAAAAAUUGGGCAAAACGGUGGAAACCAAAGACGAGCAGUUCGAGCAGAGCGCCUACAACUUCCAGCUGCAGCAGAACGAGGGCCACAAACUCUACAAGGACCUCAAGGGGUUCGUGGGAGCCGUGAGAGUGAUGCACGAGAGCUCCCGCAGAGUGGCCGAGACGCUGCAGGAGAUUUACAGCCCCGAAUGGGACGGGCACGAGGAGCUCCGCGCCAUCGCCGACAGCAAUGACCUCCUGUGGGAUGACUACGAGGCGAAGCUGGCUGACCAAGCCCUGCGGCUCAUGGAGAAUUACCUGGCUCAGUUCGGGGAUUUUAAGGAGCGCAUCGCCAAGCGGGGCCGAAAGCUCGUGGACUACGACAGCGCCCGGCACCACCUGGAGGCUCUGCAGAGCGCCAAGAAAAAGGACGAGGCCAAAAUCGCCAAGGCCGAGGAGGAGUUCAAUAAAGCCCAGGCGGUGUUUGAGGACCUGAACAGGGACCUGCGGGAGGAGCUGCCGGUCCUGUACGGCAGCCGCAUCGCCUGUUACAUCACCGUGUUCCAGAACAUCUCCAACCUCCGUGACGUCUUCUACAAGGAGAUGAGCAAGCUCAACCGGGACCUGUACGAGGUGAUGAGCAAACUGGAGAAGCAGCACUCGAGCAAGGUGUUCAUCAUCAAAGGCGUUCCCAGCAACCGCCGCUCUCUGGUCAUCUCCGCGCCCGUGAGCCCCCCGGCCAUGUUCCCCUGCCCGGACAAGGCGCCCGUGGAGGACGCGGAGGUGACACCGGCGUCCCCCGGCGGGGACAGCGCCGCCCCCAGCGCGGAGCCGGGGGCUGUUUCCCCCGGGCCGCCCCCGGCUUCGCCCGCCAGCGGCGCCUCCCUGGACACGGAGUCGGUGUCCAGCGAGGAGCCCCCGGAGCCCGGCCACGACAACGAGCCCCCGGGGCGGGCGACAUCGGCGACAGGGUCGGUGUCCAGCGAGGAGCCCCCGGAGCCCAUCUCCAACCCCGACGCCCCGUGCCCGGGGCAGGAGCCAUCGGCGACAGCGGCGGCGCCGGGGGGUGACAGCGGGGCGCGGGGGGGCCCCGAGGGCAUCGCCGCCUCCCUGGCGUCGCUGAUUUUAUCCGAGGCCAUCGCCCAGGCCGCUGGCACCUUGUCACCAGAGCCGGGCACGGCAGGGGACAGCGCGGCCACCAGCGCCGAGGGUCGGGCACGGCCCGCGGUGUCCCCGCCCGCAGCUGUCCCCUGCCGUGCCCUCGGCCCCGCGGCGGCACCGGCGACACCCCGGGAGCCGUGCCAGCUCGGCGGGGAGCGGGGACAGCGCGGGGACACCCAGGACAGCGCGGAGGCGGCGGGUGUCGGGCCGGAGGUGCGCAAAGCUCAGGGCUGUUCCGGGACACCGGAGCAGGACACGAGCCAGGACUCCUCAGGUGCUGCAGACCCCCUCCAGGAUCCCCCCGAGUGCCUCAGCACCCUCUGAUCCCACGGGAAAUGCGGCAUCUUCCCCAAAUUUAUUCCCCAGAAAGUAUUUCCCAGCCCCCAUCCCGUCUGAAAUAAAGAUGAAAAAGGUGGCAAAAUCCCAAA